AUGAUGAUGGAAGAUGGCGAGCUACGAGACGCAGAGCUUACGGGUGAAUUUAACGAGAUGUCGACACCAAAGCUCGAGGAUCGGAUGGACAAGGCUUUACAAGAUCAGGAUCAACAAUUGGAUGCAAUCUAUACAGGUGUCACACGACUUCAUCUUGUAGCUGACGCGACGAAUGAAGAAGUCCUGUCUCAAAAUGCGAUGCUAGAUCAAGUAGUUGUGCAAGUGAACGAUACUGAAGCCGCCGUGCAACAACAGACAAAAGCAGCACGCAAAGUUGCCCGUGCACAUCGUGAACUUGGCUGCUACUACCACGAAGAACUUACAUCUAAUGAAAAGGACGAGAUUAAGCUGUUUUUCCUUGAUGCUACGUUAGCUACGUGGACUCAACAGAGCAUUGUGGUGAAAAAAGCAGCAGGAAGACGCUUUUCAGCACAGUGA
This is a messenger RNA of Peronospora belbahrii, 438 nucleotides long. The record is from the annotation of a GenBank genome assembly. Lineage: Eukaryota; Oomycota; Peronosporomycetes; Peronosporales; Peronosporaceae.